Leptopilina heterotoma is the source of this 1654-nucleotide messenger RNA. Its product is annotated as protein ANTAGONIST OF LIKE HETEROCHROMATIN PROTEIN 1-like. Bases 315 to 1529 code for a protein of 404 amino acids. NCBI's taxonomy places the organism in Eukaryota, Metazoa, Arthropoda, Insecta, Hymenoptera, Figitidae. The transcript has 5 exons. The record is from RefSeq and is a predicted model, not a curated record.
UCUAAAGGAGUUUCUACAACAACUUUCUUUAGAUCGACACAAACAAAAUGCACUGUCAAAAUGAUGCGCGCGCACAAACUAAAUAUCAUCGUUUCGCGUUCCGAUGUUUCUAUGAUUCUCUAUGAAUAUAUACACUGUGGGAUUAAAAUAUGCAAUUGUUCACUGCGUUCAUUGGUGUAGUGUAAACAAUAAUUUGUGACAAUAAUUUGUAAACAAUAAUUUGUGACAAUAAUUUGUAAACAAUAAUUUGUAUUUUCCUUUGAGAUUCCUUUUUUUCAUUGACUCCUUGGAUUGCGACAUUAUUAAAGUGAAAAAUGUUAAUUACAUACUAUACUAUUCUAAUAGCUUUUCAAUGGUUACAAUUAUUGCAGCGGUGCCUACUAUUAAUUUAUUCUCAUCAAAAUCAAUCUAAUCGACGGUGGCAUGUAAGACCACACAUCACAAAUUAUUUAAGAGAUAAUUAUGGUGCUUAUGAAUGUUUGUUUUUAUACUACGCAAAUUCCGAUCAAGAACUAUUUAAGGAAAUGUGCAGGUUAUCUGUAGACGGCUUCAAAAAACUUCACGAUAUCGUUGGACCCAGUCUAGUGAAAAGGAGUCGUAGGCGUCCAUUGUCAACCGAAGUGAGAUUGGCAAUAACACUAAAUUACUUGGCGCACGGAGAUAGCAACCGAACGCUGUCCAACUUUUUUCGUGUUGGCUUAAGCACUACCUAUAAAAUAGUGAAUGAAGUAUGUAAAAAAAUGUGGAAUCUACUUUCAAAAAGAUAUUUACGUUGGAAGACACCAGCUGAAUGGAAAAUUGUAGCUCAAGGUUUUCGAGUGCGAUGGAAUUUUCCGAACUGUAUCGGUGCUAUAGAUGGUAAAGAAAUUCGAAUAAAGGCUCCUCCUAAUUCAGGAAGUCUUUUUUAUAAUUAUAAGAAGUUCUAUAGCUUCAAGUUACUCGCUAUUUGUGAUGCUUACUACCGUUUCACAUGGGUUGAUAUUGGCGAAUAUGGAUCAGCUAGCGAUUUAUCAGCUUUUCGUAACACCAGUCUAUUUCGAGCUCUAGAAACUGAGAAUGCUAAUAUCCCAGGUGCCAGUACUUUACCAAGAACCAACAUUCAGUUGCCUCACUUUUUUAUAGGAGACGAAAUUUUCCCUACAUCAGAGUAUUUAAUUAAACCUUUUGCAAGACAAAAUGUUCUUACAGAAAGACAGAAGGUUUUUAAUUAUAGAUUGUCACGAGGCAGAAACGUUAUCGAAGACAGUUUCGGAACGCUCGUCGCAACGUGUCAAAUUUUAAAUCAGCGUUUAGAUUGUGAUUUGGAAACGGCAGAAAGUAUUGUAAAAGCUUCAUUGUGCUUACACAAUUUCAUCAUCACGGAAGAAAUAAGACAAUGUGAUACUGACAGAAGAAACAACGCACCUACUGAAAUUGUUAGAAAUGCAGAACAUUUACCUCAUUUUCAUGAAAUAUUUCCAGAAAAUGUUAUAGACAUUAGAGAGAAAUUGACUUACUACUUUAACUCCAAAGAAGGACAAAUUAUUUAAAUGAUUAAAACUGACAUUUUUUAUUUUCAAUAAUAAAAAUAAUAAUAUCUGUAAUUAUUGUUUCAUACAUGUCAGUUAAAAUACGCAUUCCAGUAAUUUUUAUGAUUAUCUUCUAUAAAAAGUCA